AUGCCAGUUUCGGCCAGGCUGUUGGAUUUUGGGAAGUUGGACGCUGACGGCGAUGGUGUGGUGACGCAGGAGGAGUUGGCCAGUGCCCUGGAUUGGGACACCAUGGCGGAGACAAAGGCCGAGGAGCUUUUCCGGAAAUACGACGACGGAGACGGAGGUUUGUCUCGGGACGAGCUCGAGAAGUUGAAGGACGACAACAGCAACCUGGGUCAGUUGAUCUUCGAUCAACUGGACACGGACGGCGAUGGCAUCGUUUCCAAGGAGGAGUUCACAGCAGCUCUGGACUGGGAUGCUAUGAUGGAGCCCCAACAGCAGGUUCGCGAGGGCAAGCCAGAGGCUGAUGAGGAUCCAAAGCCGGCAGUCCUCAGCGUGCACAAGCAGCCCCGCCCCGCCUUCGACACUGGCAAAUCGGCAAGCCAGCGUAAAGAGAAGAGAAAGGCGAAGAGGAAUCGUGUGGAUGAAGCAGCUGGCGCGUCCGACGAACGGGUUGGGGAGGAGCGAACGGAGGCAAACCAGCUAAAUGCAGAGGCAGUGCAACAAGAAGGUGUGCAGCACAAAAGCGACGUGACAGAGAUAAAGCCCAAGUCUGGCAAGGGGGAGGUACAGGCAGCCCAGAAGGCGACAGAGACCGAAGCAGUCCAGGCAAGUGAGCCAGGUCGAUCUGCAGCAGUGGAGGCCGGAGCGGAGAAGCCCAAGUCGGACAAGGAAGAGGUACAGGCAGCCCAGAAGACGACAGACACGGAAGCAAGUGAGCCAGGUCGAUCUGCAGCAGUGGAGGCCGGAGCGGAGAAGCCCAAGUCGGACAAGGAAGAGGUACAGGCAGCCCAGAAGACGACAGAGACGGAAGCAAGUGAGCCAGGUCGAUCUGCAACAGUGCAGGCCGGAGCGGAGAAGCCCAAGUCGGACAAGGAAGAGGUCCAAACAGCCCAGAAGCCAACAGACACGGAAGCAGUCCAGGCAAGUGAGCCAGGUCGAUCUGCAGCAGUGGAGGCCGGAGCAGAGAAGCCCAAGUCGGACAAGGAAGAGGUACAGGCAGCCCAGAAGCCGACCGAGACGAAAGCAAGUGAGCCAGGUCGAUCUGCAGCAGUGGAGGCCGGAGCGGAGAAGCCCAAGUCGGACAAGGAAGAGGUACAGGCAUCCCAGAAGCCGACAGAGACGGAAGCAAGUGAGCCAGGUCGAUCUGCAGCAGUGGAGGCCGGAGCGGAGAAGCCCAAGUCGGACAAGGAAGAGGUACAGGCAGCCCAGAAGCCGACAGAGACGGAAGCAAGUGAGCCAGGUCGAUUUGCAACAGUGGAAGCCGGAGCGGAGAAGCCCAAGUCGGACAAGGAAGAGGUCCAAACAGCCCAGAAGCCAACAGACACGGAAGCAGUCCAGGCAAGUGAGCCAGGUCGAUCUUCACCACUGCAGCCAGAAGUCGAGAGACGCAAGUCUGACAAGGAAAAAGCACAAGCAGCCCAGAACCGGACAGAGAACGCAGUAGCGCGUUCCAGCGCAGCAUACCCGGCCAUGGGCGCUCACAACAUGUCUUCGCGGCAGUCGGAGAGACAGGGUAGUGGAGGUGAAGAGGAAAGGUAUCCGAGUUCCGCUCUUGUAGAUGAAGGGGUGCUGGAAUUUCCGGGUGGUGGGUCAAGCCGGAAGGAGGAAGUUGUGCAGGGCAAAGAAGAAGAUGCGGCGGUGGCAGCAGGAUUGCCUUUUGAGACGUUCUAG
This is a messenger RNA of Effrenium voratum, 1707 nucleotides long. Lineage: Eukaryota; Dinophyceae; Suessiales; Symbiodiniaceae. The record is from the annotation of a GenBank genome assembly.